Molecule: messenger RNA, 1014 nt
Organism: Malassezia restricta
Lineage: Eukaryota; Fungi; Basidiomycota; Malasseziomycetes; Malasseziales; Malasseziaceae
Product: tubulin-tyrosine ligase family protein
Exons: 1
Coding region: 1-1014 (337 amino acids)
Cellular component (GO): P-body
Molecular function (GO): hydrolase activity
Source: RefSeq, a predicted model, not a curated record
AUGCCACCUCAUGCUCUGAUCGUGAACGAUGACGGACCGCCGUCAGCGACAUCACCGUAUGUCCUUGAUCUGUAUCAGAAACUUGUUGCACGUGGGUGGAAUGUGCGUGUCGUUCUCCCAAGCUCGCAAAAGUCAUGGAGCGGCACCAACUACAGUGUGACGUCGUCGCGGGUACGAUACUGGUACUACUAUCCACUGCGUGACAACUUUCUAGGCACGCAUCCAGACACGCACCUAUGCUGGAGCCAUGUGCGUCGAAAAAUUAAUACAGAACGCGGAGAAAUUGGCGAGUGGGUACUCGUGGAUGGCGUGCCGUCGACAUGUACGAACAUUGGACUGUACACGGGCGAGGCCCUUUUAGGCGGUGACGCCGGUCCGAUUGAUCUUGUGCUGUCUGGCCCGAACUUUGGGCGUAAUACAGGCACUGCCUUUUCGAUUUCGUCUGGCACGUUGGGAGGAGCGUUGUCGGGAUCGCUGUGCGAUGUACGAUCGAUUGCGAUCAGUUUUUGCCACUUUAUGCAAGACCCGCCGACGUUGGACAAGAGUCGUGCGUCUGGUCCCGCUCUCGCGCCCGAUGCUUUCGAUGCUAUGGCACGACUCGCGUGUGAGCACACCGCUAGGCUAUGUGAGAAAUUGUACGAUGCAUGGGAUACAGAUACGAAUGUCGAGUCGUACUCGAUCAAUGUGCCGAUCGCGGAGACACUCACACAACCGUCCGUGUACUGGACACGGAUCUGGUCGAGUCGUCAUGAACAACUAUAUCCCCUGCCGUCCGAUCGAGAUAACGAGGAGCGCGUCAAGCCCCUGGGUAUUGACCCCAAGGAGCCAGUGGACGAGGAUCCCGCGUGUUCCUACCUCGCUUUCCGCCCCAAUCUGAGCCGCGCCAUGUGCCCUUCAGACCCACAGCCUGGCACGGAUGCCUGGGCCAUUCAUCACGGCUACAUUUCCAUCUCGCGCCUGGUUGCGCGCUUCGAGCAUGUCGAACCAGGUACACGCCCACCUCCUCAGCUAUAG